AUGACCUACGCGAUGACCUACAACUCCCAGCUGGAUUGGUGGAACCAACCUGUGAACAACAUUCACCGCCUGUCAAUCACUCCUCACUGUCGCUCUGACAGUAUUCAUGCGUCAGAAUACCCUUUGCAACAGCAGAAUUCAGAGUGUGACUCCGAGUUCUUCGCACCAGCUCACGUCAAUGAUGUAUACCAAAGCACUCAGGCUAUGCCCAACUACUGGGUCGGUGAUUUGCCUCAGUUCACCGAGACCUCUAUGCCUUUUGCUUUGCUUCCUACUCAAACCACGCCUGGAAACUACGCGAGCCAAUGUAUACCAUCAGCAUCACUACCUCCAGCUGCUUUUAGCAAGGAACCUCUGCUCAUCGACCAAUUUUCCAACAACGAUCUGACGGCGUUCGAUAACACCAAUCCAACCUCAUUCUUUCACAGCCAGGUUCUCCCUCUAUCGGAUGUGCCGGCCUUGGAUUAUGAUAACGUGUCAGAUGAGAAUGCGUAUGGCCGUAGGCAAUGGACCGAUUCUCCCAUGCCAGAUGAAAUCGACAGUCUGGCAGGUUCUGGUGAGACUGAUGACAGCUUGGAGAACACGGAUCCAUGCUAUGCGGAACUACUCAGGCAGGCCUUGAUGGAGAAGAAAGACGAUCACACCAUGCUUCUCAAGGACCUCUACGAGUGGGUUCGCACUCACAGUUCGAAAGCUCAGGAUCCUAGCAACAAGGGCUGGCAGAACAGCGUGCGCCACAAUCUUUCCAUGAACGCGGUUGGUGCUUUCCCUCCACCCAACCAAGAGGCAGGCACCAAGAAGACAAGCUACUGGCGACUUACCAAGCAUGCUGUCGAGCACGGCAUUAGCUCAACUACUCGCUACCGCAAAGAUAGCAAGCGCAAGACGCAACGCAAUCCCAAUCCCGCACCCAUCCGAGUUCAGGCAGGCGCCAAGGGUGGGCAGGCAACUCGCAGAUCUGUCCGCCGCCAGCAGAUGGCUGCCUCUCCACUGAGCAACCACUCAUCCUCUUUCGAGGCGGCACGUCAACGCAAUCUUCGCCGACCACAUCAGCUUCGCCAGCAUCCCAUCACUCAAGUCGACACAUCCCCGUUACAGCAACAACUCCCACAGACUUUACCCAUCAACACACCAUCCUACUUUGGAAACACAACAGAGAUGUUCAACGUUCCCAACCCCUAUCCGGCCGACAACAACAUCGACGACAAUCGCGAUCUUUUUGGACCAUAUUGCAGCACUCAACCAUACCUAGACUGGUCUACCUCGCCUUCACCCAUGAGCCAGCCCGCCAGUGAGACUAGCGGUUGGCGGAUGGAUCAAAAGCCCUUCGGUAUCUGA
Messenger RNA from Aureobasidium vineae, 1338 nucleotides. The record is from the annotation of a GenBank genome assembly. Lineage: Eukaryota; Fungi; Ascomycota; Dothideomycetes; Dothideales; Saccotheciaceae.